Molecule: messenger RNA, 1910 nt
Organism: Amphiprion ocellaris (clown anemonefish)
Lineage: Eukaryota; Metazoa; Chordata; Actinopteri; Pomacentridae
Gene: tbx16
Product: T-box transcription factor 16
Exons: 9
Coding region: 146-1552 (468 amino acids)
Biological process (GO): pattern specification process; cell fate specification; regulation of transcription by RNA polymerase II
Cellular component (GO): nucleus
Molecular function (GO): DNA-binding transcription factor activity, RNA polymerase II-specific; RNA polymerase II cis-regulatory region sequence-specific DNA binding
Source: RefSeq, a predicted model, not a curated record
ACGAGUCCGGCUGACCUUCUGACUCCUGCUGCUGGAUUUUGCUUUCUCACAUGAGGCAGAGCAGAGCUGAAGACACACUUUGGAUAUCGCCGACUCUUGGAUUGUUUAUCUUCCUUUUGUGCAAAAAACUUCUCAAGCUUGAAGAAUGCAAUCCAUCAGAGACUUGAAGUCCAACUUCAGCGGCCCUCCUCCCUCCUCCAUGGCUGCCGGCCCUGAUGCCUACCUUCAGGGCAACAUCAGGAUGACUCUGGAGGACCCUGAACUCUGGAAGACUUUUCAUGAAAUAGGAACAGAGAUGAUCAUCACUAAACCGGGCAGGAGGAUGUUUCCACACUGCAAAGUCAAUCUAUCCGGCCUUAUCCCAUGUGCCAAGUACAUCUUACUGGUUGACAUGGUCCCUGAGGAUGGUUUUAGGUAUAAGUGGAAUAAAGAGAAAUGGGAGGUGGCAGGAAAAGCGGAGCCUCAGCCUCCCUGCAGGACCUACCUCCACCCAGACUCUCCAGCCCCGGGGAGCCACUGGAUGAAGCAGUCCGUCUCCUUCCUCAAGCUCAAACUCACCAACAACACUCUCGACCAGCACGGCCAUAUCAUUUUACACUCCAUGCAUCGCUACCAUCCGCGCUUCCACAUCGUCCAGGCAGACGACCUGUUCAGUGUCCGCUGGAGUGUUUUCCAGACUUUCACCUUCCCCGAAACAUCCUUCACUGCAGUCACCGCCUACCAGAACACCAAGAUCACAAAGCUGAAGAUUGAUCACAACCCCUUUGCAAAGGGUUUCCGGGAUGAAGGCACCAAUAAAAAAAGCAGGCGUUCCAACAAGAACCCAGCAUGUCUUGACAAAAGAACCAAGAUGUCUGACAUUUUGAAAAGGGACUCUGCUGAAGAGGACAGUCCACCAGACUUCUGCCAGUCAUCAUUUGAUGGUUACGACGGAGAGGAAGGGGAUCUGCCCAAAAGGAAAGAUGACGAGUCUGUCAAAGAGGAGCGUUACUCUCCUUGGGGGGCUGAGAGGGAGCAGAAUGCGAGGACGGACUCUCCUGCUGGAGCAGAUACCAGGGAUAUGUACAGCACCGAGCAGCUGGUUCCUGCUUCAGCUUCCUACCAGCCCUACAGGUUCCACGAGUACGGAAAGUCUCCAUCUCCCUCCUCCAGCAUUGGCAGCAGCAACAGUGGCUCGGGACGCAGCAGCUUCGAGUCCAGGGUCCCCGACAUCGCCACCGUGCCCGAUCAUGACUCCUCAAAGCCCCGCACGCAAGAGAUCGGCCCUUCCCACUGCGGCCCCCAGCACCUCCCGGGGCCCCAGGACUACACCGGGGUGCUGAACAUGACCAUGGCCCAGGCCGGCAAGCCGGGGGUGAUCGGCCACCACAUCUACAGCCCCUACGGAGCGGAGCAGCCCCUGGGUCAGUGGAGCGGCCCGGGUCCCGCCCAGUACCCCCCUACCCACCACCUGACCGCCGACUACACCACGCAGGCUGUGCACCACGGCUAUCACCAUGGCAACGUGGCCGAGUGGAGCCAGUACCCGCUGUUCUCCUACUCCUGCUGGUGAAGUGAUCGCCGGCGUUAACUGGGUGAGAGUGACUUUACCGACGCCGCUGCUGCCAUCUUGCCACAACGCUGGUCCUGUGCUCACAGCUAUGAGAAUGCAUGUCCAAACACGGUUGAGGGCCAGACGGCUGCCACAAGAAUGAAAAAGGAAAGAGGUUUGAGGAGCUGCCCGGGGAGGUCUCCUGUCCAGACCUGCAGGAUCGAGACUCCGGUUAUGCUGAGUGCAAAUAAAAGUGUCCUACGCCAUACUGAUUAAUUGUUUUAAUAUUUGUCUAUUUAUUUUGUGACUCAUCUCAUCUUCAGUGUAAAUAAUAUUUUUGUAAAAAAAAAUGAAAGAAUAAAUCAUAAGUGUGCAAUUA